Messenger RNA from Eublepharis macularius, 6183 nucleotides. RefSeq names its product zinc finger protein 609 (gene ZNF609). The record is from RefSeq and is a predicted model, not a curated record. Gene Ontology annotation, biological process: regulation of transcription by RNA polymerase II. Gene Ontology annotation, cellular component: nucleus. The coding region runs from base 367 to 4632 and encodes 1421 amino acids. NCBI's taxonomy places the organism in Eukaryota, Metazoa, Chordata, Lepidosauria, Squamata, Eublepharidae. The transcript has 10 exons.
CUUCCUCCGCGGCCGAGCGGAGCCGAGCGCGGCCGAUUCCCGGCGAAGGCGGCGCGAGGCGAGGGCCUCCCUCCCUUCCCCCUCCCGCUCUCCUCACCUCAGGCGGCGGCGGCGGCGGCGCUGAGGAGAAUGGCGGCGGCAGCGGCGGGAGGAGGGCCGGGCCCUUAGAGCGGCUCCAUGGAGGACGCGGCGGCGGCUGAGGGACGCGCCCGGCACCGGCCGGAACCGGAGGCAAUGAUGCUGUCACCUGGGCACGCCAUGACUGCUGGAGGCUUGAGAACAUAGCUGAAGCUGCUACUUCAUACCCAGAAAGUCUGAGGGAGCAGAAAAGAGCCUUGAACCUUGAGGUGGGUCGUUAACUCUAAGAUGUCCUUGAGCAGUGGAGCUUCCGGAGGGAAAGGAGUAGAUGCGAACCCAGUUGAGACAUAUGACAGUGGGGAUGAGUGGGACAUUGGAGUAGGGAAUCUGAUUAUCGACCUGGACGCGGAUUUGGAGAAGGACCAGCAGAAACUGGAAAUGUCGGGCUCCAAGGAGGUGGGGCUUCCAGCACCGAAUGCUGUGGCCACGCUGCCGGAGAACAUCAAGUUUGUAACCCCAGUACCAGGCCCACAGAGCAAGGAAGGCAAGUCCAAAUCCAAGCGGAGCAAGAGCAGCAAGGACAGUAGCAAGGCUGCUCCCGGAUCCUCUCUGUUCACUGCGGCUGAAGGGACCAGUGGCAAGAAGGAGGUUCAGGGGCGCCCUGGGGAUGGUGUGAACUCUGGCAGCCUGGUGGCUGCCGUCGGCCCAAAGGGCACGGAGAAAUCGGCCAAGGCAUCUCGCGGUGUGGCUGGUUCAAAGAAGGACAAGGAGGGGAGCUCAUCCAAGAGUAAGAAGGAAAGGAGUGAGGGUGCGGGUGCUCCAGCAGAGAAGGAGCCUGGUGUACUCCAGCCUCUUGCAUUGGCUGUCAGGGUUGGGCAGUAUGAUGGGGGCCAAGGAUCGGAACCUGCUGCCGAGCAGCUUGGGAGUAUAGCUAUUGACACGGGAUCGGCGCUCAAUCCUUUGGGAGUUAAAUCGGAGCUGGAAGAUGGCGACAGCGAGUGCCGGCAGCUCAAGAAAGUCAAAUCAGAGAAGAUGGAGUCUCCAGUGUCCACCCCUGCAGUGCUGCCACUGCAUCUUCUUGUUCCCGUUGUCAACAGUGAUAUCUCAUCACCGUGUGAGCAGAUAAUGGUACGCACUCGCUCUGUGGGGGUGAACACCUGUGAUGUGGCCCUGGCUACCGAGCCAGAGUGUUUGGGCCCCUGUGAACCUGGCACCAGCGUCAAUCUGGAGGGCAUCGUGUGGCAGGAGACGGAGGACGGUAUGCUGGUGGUGAAUGUCACCUGGAGGAAUAAGACUUAUGUGGGGACGCUGCUGGACUGCACACAGCAUGAUUGGGCACCACCCAGGUUUUGUGAUUCUCCCACCAGUGAUCUAGAGAUGCGGAAUGGUCGUGGGAGAGGCAAGCGCAUGCGUCCUAACAGCAACCCCCCCAUGAAUGAGAGCACAGCAGCCUCAGAGAGCAAAGGGACCAGUAACAGUAGCAAGACUCGGGCAGGGGCCAACAGCAAGGGGCGCCGGGGUAGCCAGAAUUCUUCAGAGCAUCGCCUCCCACCUGCUGGCACGUCUGAGGAUGUCAAGGCCAGCCCCUCAUCAGUGACCAAGCGGAAGAGCAAGCCCCUCUCUGACCUGGAGGUGAACUCUAGCUCUGAGGACUCUAAGGGGAGCAAACGUGUCCGCACAAACUCCAUGGGCUCGGCUGCCACGCCAUUGGUGGUUGCAGCAGCCGCUGCAGCUGCAGCCACAACAGUUAAAUUGGAACCUGCCAUUUUGGACAGGAACUGUCCUUCCCCUAUACUCAUUGAUUGUCCCCACCCCAACUGUAGCAAAAAGUACAAGCACAUCAACGGGCUCAAAUAUCACCAAGCCCACGCGCACACAGAUGACGACAGCAAGCCUGAGGCCGAUGGUGAUAGCGAGUAUGGGGAGGAGUCGUCUCUCCCAGCAGACCUCGGCAGCUGCAAUGGCGCUUCUGGUAGCCAGAAGGGAUCAAUGUCCCCUGCUCGGUCGACCACCCCCAAAGUGCGCCUGAUGGAGCCACACAGCCCCUCACCGUCAAGCAAAUUCAGCACUAAGGCUCCUUGCAAAAAGAAGCUGGGUGGUGAAGGAGACCCCGACUCAGGUGCUCUGUCUAAUGAUGGGUCUGAAGACGGUCCUUUGGCGGCUGAUGAAACGAGCAACGAUGGCUUUGAUUCCGUGGAGAAGAGGAGCAAUGACAAAGAGAAGGUGAAAAAGCCUGUCAGCGUCAAGUCAGACAAAACCUCUUCCAAGAGCAUCAAGUCUGCACGACCCAUUGCCCCAGCCAUCCCACCACAGAUCUACACCUUCCAGACAGCCACCUUCACUGCUGCCAGCCCUGGCUCGUCCACUGGCCUCACCACCACAGUAGUUCAGGCCAUGCCCAGCAGCCCCCAGCUGAAGCCCAUCCAGCCAAAGCCAACCGUGAUGGGAGAGCCUUUCACAGUCAGUCCUGCACUUACUCCUGCCAAGGACAAGAAGAAGAAGGACAAGAAGAAGAAAGAGUCCAAGGAAACCGAGAGCCCUUUGACACCUGGGAAAGCAUGUCGGCCUGAGGAAGGAAAGAGCCCCUUCCGAGGAGAGCCUGGUGACCUGGGGGCUAAAGGGGAGAGCCUUCUGAAUGGCUCCUCUGACCCCCACCAGAGCCGCCUCGCGAGCAUAAAGGCUGAGGCAGAUAAGAUCUACAGCUUCACUGACAAUGCCCCAAGCCCGUCCAUUGGAGGUGCCAGCCGACUGGACAGUGCAGCCCCCACACAACCUAUGACGCCACUUCACGUCGUCACUCAAAAUGGUGCUGAAGCCAAUUCCGUGAAAACCAACAGCCCGGCCUACUCAGACAUCUCGGAUGCAGGGGAGGAUGGCGAAGGCAAGCUGGACAGUGUGAAAGCCAAGGACCCCGAGCAGCUGGCCAAGGAAGGGGCCAAAAAAGCCCUCUUUCCUUCUCAGCCUCAGCCCAAGGACUCUCCUUAUUACCAAGGUUUUGAGGCUUAUUACUCCCCAGGUUAUGCACAGUCGAGUCCUGGUCCCAUGAACCCCAGCAGCCAAGCCAGUGUGGACAGUCAGGCCCUGAAACUGAAGAAGGAUGAGGAGCCCCAAAGCCCUGAGGUGAAGGUGAAGAACGAGGCUUGCGAGGAGAAGAAGGUGGAGUUGGGCCCCUCCAGCCAGCAGCCCUCAGUCAUCCAGCAGAGGUCCAAUAUGUACAUGCAGUCCCUCUACUACAACCAGUACGCCUACGUGCCUCCUUACGGUUACAGCGAGCAAGGGUAUCACGCCCACCUGCUGAGCACGAACCCCACUUACCGGCAGCAGUAUGAAGACCAGCAGAAGCAGCGGCAGGGCUUGGAGCAGCAGCAGCAGCAGCAGCGGGGGAUGGACAAGAAAGCAGAGCUGGGGCUGAAGGAAAGGGAGGUCACACUCAAGGAGGAGUGGAAGCAGAAGCCAUGCCUGCCUCCUACGCUGACCAAAGCCCCUAGUCUGACGGACCUGGUCAAAUCGGGACUGAGCAAGGCCAAGGAUCAGGGGUCCGAUGCAGCCAAGUCGGUCAUCAUUCCUAAGCUGGAGGAUUCCUCGAAGCUCCAAAGCCAGGCAGUGGAGGGCCUCAAGGGGAAGCUAAGUGAGAGUAGCCAUCUGGGCAAGGAGACGGUGGAGCCCAAGGCCAGUUCAGACUGUGGCCGGCAGGCUGAGGUGGACCCAGUGCUUUGGUACAGACAGGAGGCAGAGCCCCGCAUGUGGACCUAUGUAUACCCUGCCAAAUACUCAGACAUCAAGACAGAGGACGAGCGGUGGAAGGAAGAGAGAGACCGGAAGUUAAAGGAGGAGAGAAGUCGCAGCAAAGAGCCAGUGACCAAGGAGGACGGGAAGGAGAGCACGAGCACCGACUGCAAAGUGCCAUCCAGCGAGGAGUCGCGCAUGGCGGGGAAGGAGGCCAGGCCCAGCACCCACGUGCCAGUGUCCUCUCCCCUCAGCCAGCACCAGUCUUACAUCCCUUACAUGCACGGCUACUCCUACAGCCAGUCAUACGACCCUAACCACCCCAGUUACCGCGGCAUGCCCACCGUCAUGAUGCAGAACUACCCAGGUUCAUACCUGCCCUCCAGCUAUUCAUUCUCCCCAUACGGCAGCAAAGCUUCUGGGAGCGAAGAGAGUGAGAAGUCCCGCUCCAGCCCCAGCAUCGGCUGCAAAUCCAGCUCUGAGUCUAAGGCCCUGGACAUCUUGCAGCAGCAUGCCAGCCACUACAAGAGCAAGUCCCCUACGAUAGGCGAGAAGACUCCUCAGGAGCGAAGUGGCUGUGGGGUGGGAGGAAGCAGCGCAGGCUGCAGCAGCGUAGGGGGCACCAGCGGUGCCGAGAGAAGUGUUGACCGGCCUCGUUCGUCUCCUUCGCAGCGCCUGAUGUCCACACAUCACCACCACCAUCACCUGGGCUACUCGCUGCUACCAGCCCAAUACAACCUGCCCUAUGCAACAGGCCUCUCAUCGACAGCUAUUGUGGCCAGCCAGCAAGGCUCUGCUCCUUCCCUAUACCCCCCGCCCCGGAGGUGAAACAGAAUGUGACGUGAUCGGCUAACCGAGGCUGCACCAAGUCAUGUGACUGGCUCACGUGAGGAAGCGCUGGAUAUUGCAUUAGACAUCAGUUGAAUGGUGUUGAUUUGUUCUGCUUGACGGUCCUGCUGUAAUGUGAGGCAGGCUCCCCCCUCCCCUGUUUGAACACAAGCUGAGCCCCCGUAUGUGUUGAAUUGUGGAGCUGGGACUUGCAGAAAUAUUUAUUCACCUGACGUGGGGGGUGGGGGUCAACUGGCCUAUGUUUCCAGAAUUCCUCUGGAGCAGGGACUCUGCAGUGGUGGUGGGCCAAGCAACGUGGCCUCACAGGACAUUUGGAACACUAGGGAGGGAGUGAUGUGGGCAUGUCGGCCCUGGGUUCCGGUCACAGUUCACCUGCUCCUGGGCUACAGCCAAGAUGGCUACUCCAGAAUUGGCUGGAGGCUGAGAGAAUGGUCCAGAUAGAUGUUAUUUGUACUAGUGAUACACGAUCACCCAGCACAAACAGGUAGGCAGGCUUCUUGCGAAGACCCCAGGGAAGAGAUGCUUCUCUUGUCUGAAGGGGAGAGGAUUGGGUGAGGGGAGGAAAAGAAGCAGUGGCCUGCAGUGAGCACAAGCCUCCCAUGUGCUCUUUGGCCAGGAACAACACUGAAAGCUCUGUAGCACUUUGCCUUCCAGUCUGCUGCUCCGCUGCCCCGGUCCUCCUUUCUGGGUCUUUUUGAAAUAGCUCUCCCUGCAGGCAGGACUUGCGUGUUGCAGUGGCAGAUGCUCCUUUGCUCUACAGCACAAAAAUGGGACAUCCAGUUCUGCCUAAAGGAGGGCCUUUUGGCAGGCUGGCCCUGCUCCUGCUGGGAUGGGCAGCCACUGCUGCCUAGCAGGCCUCUUUCUCCACUCUGCCAGAAGGCUGCUGGCUGCCUGUUUUUCUGCCUUCUCCAGGGCCACCCUCCCAUCAGUCCCCCCCUCCCCAAUCACAUGGAAACAUGCAUAUGGAUCUGGUUAAGUUUCAGGCAGGCAGACAGGUUUUCAUUUUUCAUGCCUGUCUUUGGUAGUCUUUUCCCUGCCAGGGAGGUGAAAUUUGAAUGCAAGAGCCUUUGGUUUUGCUAAGAUGGGAUAGAGGGAAGCAAGGCCUGGCAACUGGCAGUUCAGCUGGUUGGCAACCCUGCCACAGCUGUAGGCUUUGCUUGUCAGAGGAUUUAACCUGCUUUUGCUAAGCGCCCCAUGGGCUUUCUCUGUCAUUUUACUACUUCCACUGUAGGGAAAGACUGCCUGUGCAUCACAGGCCAAUGGCCAGCCCCACGCCAAGUAUCCUUGCUGAAACUUUUGGAUGGCACUCUGCCUAUGCUUAUGGGAAAGAAUUUCCUGCCCCCUUUGUUCCUCCCGCUGCAGAGUGUUCACCUUAAAUAACAGCGAGGGCCUUUGAGGAGCUGGAGCUGUGUGCCUGUACUAACAAUGCAAGUCAUCGGCUCAGUCCUUUCUGUUCCUGUCUGUACGUUGUGUGAGGCCUCCCUCUGCCUCUUGGACUUUGUAUAUACUGUAAAAAGGAAUUGUUUGAAA